Molecule: messenger RNA, 5629 nt
Organism: Linum trigynum
Lineage: Eukaryota; Viridiplantae; Streptophyta; Magnoliopsida; Malpighiales; Linaceae
Source: the annotation of a GenBank genome assembly
UUUGAAGGGAAUCAUCUUAUUAAUUAAUUUUAUAUUAGAAAAUCCAGCAAAAACGAGUGCACUAAAGCAUUGGUGAUCACAAUCCUCCAGUAGAUCAGUUGUUGGGAGAAUCCAAAUUUGCAUUUUAUAUUGUUUUCUUCUACAACAGUGUUAUAAAUGAAGUCAGCUUAUAAGAUUCACAUUUGCAUCUGUUAAAAAAAACCAAAAUCAACUAUUAAUCUUCUCAUUAUGAAAAUUUGAAUACAAGAUAUCAUUAUCGAUUAGUUAUCGGUAGGGCCGGAGCCAGAAUUUCAGGAUGGGGGAUCGAAUGAAUUAAUAAAUUAUCAUAAGAAUGAAAGGAAAAUAACAAGCAGAAUAAUAUAUUGAAAAUAAUAAUGAUAUUCUCAUAACAAGGUAAGAUUUUAUAUGAGAAAAAGAAAAUAAUCCAUAAUCGAAUUUAUUCUUAAGUUAUAGAAUGUUAUGUUCAUAACAAAUGGGCAAAUUAUACAAACAAAAAAUUAACUAUGCAAGUCAAUGUAUACUGUGGUACUCAAUAUUUUUUAAUUGAAAAAUGACUUACUAUUUGUAUUAGUAUUUUAAAAUAAUUAAUUAAUUGACUAUAUAACCAAAAAUAUUCUUAAAAUAACAAUUUAAGAGUGUAAGAACUUAAUUAACUUAAUUUGAAAGUAUAUGACUUAUAUCAAAAAGUGCAGAAUCGCUCCCAACCAGAUUUGAACCUGCACCAAUGUAUAUCGUAUUAUUCAAUAUAUUUUUAAUUGAAAAAUGACUUACUAUUUGUAUUAGUGUUUCAAAAAGAAUUAACUAAUUGACUAUAUAACCAAAAAUAUUCUUAAAAUAACAAUUUAAGAGUGUAAGAACUUAAUUAACUUAAUUUGAAAGUAUAAUACUUAUCAAAAAGUGAAAAAAUUGCUGCCAACUAGAUUUGAACCUACACAUUUCAUAUACAAGUUUAACAACCCCAUCCGCUAGACCGACAAUAGCUACUUCAAAGCAGUUUUCAUGCACUAGUAUCAGUAGUAAACAAUUAUUUUACACGUAAUCAUUCUCAAGAUUUUGUAGCGAUUUACACGUAAGUUUCAAACUUCUCAUGAGGUCAGGGUUCCCCCAAAGACCUACAUAGCUCCGCCCCUGGUUGUCGGUCCCACAUUUCAUAUAACAAGGUAUGGUAUUAUCAUCUCCGCGUUGCAAUUUAAGAAGUAUAUGGACGUGAUACGUAUCCAUCUAGUGGGUGGGAGGGCUUAAUAUGUAUCCCUUUCCAUGUUGUAUCAUCAUGGGACCAUGUGGAUGAGUAUGGAAGGAAGCAUCACCUCAUGCUUUUUUUUUUCUUUCUUUCUCUUGUGACAAAUAAUAAUAAUAUGAAUGUGUAGUUUGAUGCAUUCCUAAACAAUUAAUCGAGACCACCCUACAUACAUAAUUGCAUCACACUACUCAAUACCUUUAGCCACGUGGAGGAUUCGUCCUCUUUGAUUCUUUAUGCCCACACCAUUGUAUUUUUAUCAAUUAUACACCUUUUUUUGGGAGCUUCAUUAUUUGUGGGUGCUCCCAUAAAAUUAAAAUUAUGUAGCUAUCGUCUUUUUUUAUCUGUAUAUCCUUUAAAAAUCGCUUUUUGAUGUAUACACAUAUAAAAAAAUUACUUAAUGGAUGGUUUGAGAUCCUCGCUGUUUUUUUGUUAGCGUCCCCUUUUCUUUAUGGAGAAAUGUAAAAUCGAGUAGAUUGAGAGGGUGAAUUUUCAUUGGAGACGAUUUUAAGAUGUACUCAUAAAAAUAGACAUAUAUUAUGUAUUUAACGAUAUCACGAAAUAAAUUUUUAAUGAAUAGUAUAAAACCAAUUUUUUUUCGAUAAUGCAGAAUGAACUAUGAAAUCAACUUUGAGAUUGUUAAUUUUUUUUAGUAUAAAAACAUAACAUAGACAUGUAACAAAUUCAUGCAUAUUUUGGUCAUGUACCGAUACAGUUAACAUACAUGUAAAUUCAUACAAUUUAGUUUCAUCUUAAUAAAGUAAAAAAUCAAACUCAUUUUAGUGCGAAUUCAAUGGUUUUAUAUGAAUUCAGACUCUGGAUCCAACAAUUAUAUUAAAAAAGAAAGAAGAAUAUAAAGACUCCAUAAGUAAUAAGUUUUCACAGUAUGGAUGGAGUAUGGACCAACAAGGCAACAACUAGUCAUCUAAUUUUUUAUAUAAAUUGGAACAAGAAGAGAGAAAACACGAAACAAUAAAAAAAAUUAUCUUUUAGUUGUGAUUGUACAAAUGAAUGAUAGUUUGCGUCACAACAAGUAACUAAUGAAUAUGUUGUGUGUAAAUGUUUGACAAAUUAUGUUUCAUACAAAAUGCAAGAAUUAUAACAAUUCACUAAAAAAUUUGUUGAAACUAAACAACCUCCAAAUUUCUCGUGUUUCUGUCUACCAUAUAUAAACAUUAUAUUAUUUCUAAUAAAAAUCAUUCAAAGCCUCUCGUCAUAUUUAGUUUAACGAUGUUUUUAGUGCUCAAGUUGAUCUUGAAAGCAUUAAAUUUUUAAUGAAGUUAUCCUUUGAGUCUAGCGAUUUUGUGACGAGACUAUCACCAAUGUCAUAAGCCGUCAACAAUUAUAUCAAGCCCUGCAAGUGUUUCGCUUAGCGUUCCAGUUUCAUUGAGGGUUAAAAGAUCAGCUUACCGGUUCACGGAGUCAAAACUCGACUUCUUGAAAGCAAAUCAAUCCAUAAACUUGAGAUGGAUUGCCUUUUGCUUCUUCGAAAACUUACACGAGAAACACGCUCGGAUCUAAAAAUCGAAGAGUUGUGUGCUGAGAUCAGGGAUGAAGCCAAGCGAGUCAGAGAAGUCCGUUUUCUAUUUCCGGGGUCGGGACUGCAAUAAACCGGCCUAUUUGUUAGCCCAUACCCUUUCUAAUUGGGAGUCUGCAGAAGUAUGGACUACCGCCCUCCAUCUUCUUAAUUCCUCUGUUAUAGAACGACCGUAAACUAUGCGUGCGGCUCAAUCAAUAUACCGAGGAAGUUUAUAUAAAAAGGGGUAAACGCCACACUUGGUCACUGAGAUUACUAAAUCGUGUUAUGUUUAGUCACUAAAAAAAAUGGGUUAAUGGAGUUGGACGAAAACUAACGAGAGAGUGACUAAUUGUGACAUGUUUCAGUAAUUCGAGUAAACCAAAAUUGAUAUUAAUUUUUUUUAGUGACUAAACACAACAAGAUUUAGUAAUCUCAGUGACCAAGUGUGACAUUUACCCGGAAAAAAGUAACUAAACCCUUCAUUAAACCAUUGAAUUUAUUUUUACUUUUCUCUUAUAUUUGUCAUAGCCCAAUUGAAAUGUGAAAGAAAACCCAACAAAACACAGAAGCUGUCAGAUGACAUAAUAAUAGCUCUCCCUCUCUAGCUAGUAAGAAAUAAGUAAGACAUAGAUAUUGAAUAUCCAUACAUUAAUGACUUUCCUCUGUUUUCUCAAUAAUUUCCUUCCCCUGCUCCCUUCUUAAUAGAUUCUUUCACAGUCUUCACAGAGAUCCGCCCCUCGUGUGCUCCUCUUUCCCCUCCAUUCAAUUCUCCCCAAAAAUAACAUUUUCCUUAUCAAUUCCUCAACAUUUAUCCCUUUUCCCCACUUUUUCCGAUUAAUAUUAAGGAAAAACAAAUCAAAAAAUUCCAUGUAUAAAAAAAAAUCCCCCUUCUUAUAAUGUAUAUACACAAACACCAAAUCCUCCUCCUCCCUCACUCACUCUCCUCCCAAGUAGAAACCUUUUCCUCCCCAUUUCCUCCAAUCUCUCUCCCAAAACCAAAAAAACAAGAAGAAGAAGAAACCCACUAAUCAUGAUUACUACCCAUUACCAUUACAGCGAUGAAACCCUCUUCGUCUCCCUCCUCUGCCUCUCCUUCCUCUCCUUCAUCCUCAUCCACCGCCGCCGCGCCCGCCGCCACGGCCUACCGCCGGGGGGCCAGGGGAUCCCUUUUGUCGGCGAGACCCUCCAGCUCAUAUCCGCCUACAAGACCGAGAACCCGGAGCCCUUCAUCGACGAGCGAGUGGGCCGAUACGGCCCAGUCUUCACGACCCACGUCUUCGGCGAGCCCACCGUCUUCUCGACCGACCCGGAUGUGAACCGGUUGAUUCUCCACGGGGAAGGGAAGCUGGUCGACGUCAGCUACCCCGGUUCGAUCUCCAAUUUGCUCGGCAAGCAUUCGUUGCUUCUGAUGAAGGGCAGCCUCCACAAGAGGAUGCAUUCCUUAACCAUGAGCUUCUCCAACCCUUCCAUCUUGAAGGACCACCUCCUCUUCGACAUCGACCGGUUGGUCCGUCGCAACCUCCGGUCCUGGUCCGACCGGGUCCUCCUCAUGGAAGAGGCCAAGAAGAUAACGUUCGAGUUAGCGAUGAAACAGCUGAUGAGUUUGGAUCCGAGCGAGUGGACGGAGAGGGUGAGGAAAGAGUACGUGCUUGUGAUUGAAGGCUUUUUCACUGUCCCUCUCCCUCUCUUCUCCACCACUUAUCGCCGAGCGAUUCAAGCGAGGACGAAGGUGGCGGAGGCGUUGAGUUUGGUGGUGAGGGAGAGGAGGAAAGAGGUGGGGGUGUCGUCGGCGGGAAGGGAAGAGGAGAAGGACAAGAAGAAGAAGAAUGACAUGUUGGCGGCGCUUUUGGCCGGCGACGAGGGGUUCUCCGACGAGCAGAUAGUGGAUUUCCUGGUGGCUCUGUUGGUGGCGGGAUAUGAAACGACGUCGACUAGCAUGACCCUUGCCGUCAAGUUCCUAACGGACACUCCCCUGGCUUUGGCCCAACUCAGGGAGGAGCACGAUCAGAUCAGGGCAAAGAAGAAGGAAGGAGAGGCUCUGGAGUGGAGCGAUUAUAAGUCCAUGCCCUUCACUCAAUGUGUUGUUAACGAGACCCUGAGAGUGGCCAACAUAAUCGGCGGGGUGUUUAGGCGAGCCAUCACGGACAUACCUGUCAAAGGGUACGUAAUUCCCAAAGGAUGGAAGGUGUUUGCCUCAUUUCGAGCUGUGCAUAUGGACCAGGAUCACUUCAAAGAUGCUCGAACUUUUAACCCCUGGAGAUGGCAGAACAACUCAGGAGCAGCAAGUCCUGGGAAUGUGUACACUCCGUUCGGCGGAGGGGGUCGACUCUGCCCAGGUUAUGAGCUUGCCAGAGUUGAACUCUCUGUGUUCCUUCAUCAUUUAGUCACUCGUUUCAGUUGGGAGCCGGCUGAGGAAGAUAAGCUGGUGUUCUUUCCGACAACCCGAACGCAGAAGCAGUACCCUAUCAACGUCAGGCGACGAGACCAGGACCAAGCAGUGUAGAGAUAUUGAGAUCUGAGAGUGAAGCAGAGGUAGUAGAAUGUGAGAUCAGGUUGUAAUUCCUUUUGCAAUAAUAAAAAAUUCCCAAAUAGAAAAAAUAGAGUUAGCAGCAUCUGUAAAUCAAUCAAUCAAUCAUCAUCACCACCAGUAUCCUAAAGAAACGAUUUGCAAUGAAAUAUAAAAUCAGUAGUUGAGUUGAGGGGAGAUGGGGAUCAUGAUCCAAGUGCCCUACAAGCCGCUAGCAAUUCGAUGGCUCCACUUUUUUGGUUUUAUAAGGAGAUGGUAAUGAUUCUAUGCAAAAGGGGACGAUGAGUAGGAUAUGCAGUUAAGAAACCUCCAGAACUGCCAUUGUGAAUAAACAUUAUGAUUGAGU